AACAAGCUCACGGCAGGGCUGGUGGGAAUGCUGGUGAUGGCGAGAGUGGAGGAAAAGAAUGCUAAAGUCACGUUCCUGACCGCCUACGUUCUAUCUUGGCUCUAUUGUAGCUUUGGGUUUAUCUGGAUGUACAGAGCCAUCUUCUUCAAGAACGAUAACUCUCACUUUCAAUUUAAAUCUGCAGAGGGAACAGUGAUGACACUUUCGAAAAAAGAGUAUGAUAUCAACAAACUUGGUGAAUCAUUACAGGCAUUUGUGACAAUCAUGGUAUUUGUCGGGAUGAUUGCAUAUCAACUUGGGGAGUUCCGCGUCGUUUUCAUGGUGUCGGUUUACAUGGCCUUCUCUAUCGCGGAGAGCGAGCUAUUCAGAAUUCACAUGCUGGGGCAGUCCGACGAAGUUGAAGAGCUUCGUCGACCCUUUGGACAGAAGAACGACAAGCCGUUCGAGAUCAGGAAGAGAGAAGGGCCCACAGAAGAUGGCGGUAGCACGCGCAUAGACGACAAGAAACAAGAGAAACAAGAUUGAUCUUGGAGACCUGAUCGGAAUGAGGGACACUUGCGAGCAGCAUAUGUUGAAGUUUAAUCAUCUAGCAAUGAGCUCUACAUCUCAACCUAAAAUCAGAUAAUAUUCACUGUCAUGAAGCAGCCCAUGUAGACG
Messenger RNA from Guillardia theta CCMP2712, 657 nucleotides. RefSeq lists its product as hypothetical. Gene Ontology annotation, biological process: protein targeting to ER. Gene Ontology annotation, cellular component: endoplasmic reticulum; mitochondrion. The record is from RefSeq and is a predicted model, not a curated record. NCBI's taxonomy places the organism in Eukaryota, Cryptophyceae, Pyrenomonadales, Geminigeraceae. The coding region runs from base 28 to 525 and encodes 165 amino acids. The transcript has 6 exons.